Messenger RNA from Salarias fasciatus (jewelled blenny), 2428 nucleotides. It is a transcript of the gene wipf3, whose product is annotated as WAS/WASL interacting protein family member 3. Bases 348 to 1715 code for a protein of 455 amino acids. Lineage: Eukaryota; Metazoa; Chordata; Actinopteri; Blenniiformes; Blenniidae. The transcript has 8 exons. The record is from RefSeq and is a predicted model, not a curated record. Gene Ontology annotation, molecular function: actin binding.
CCUCUCAGGGAAAUGAAGCGGCGCAAACAGACAGAGGCCGUUGUUGUGCGCGAUCCUGAGCGUCUGCGUUUUUCUCAGGUGAUUAAUUAAAACAAAGAGAAAAAAAAACAGGGACGAGGCAGAAUGAAAAGUUUCUAAACUUUUUAUUUUCAAGGUGGUGUUAGGAGCGUUACAGUUCGUCUGAACGCAGGCUGCGAUAAGCGGCGUCCUUGCUGACUAAAAAUAACUGGGUAGACUUUCUCACCGUCCCGCUAUGAGAAGAGCUCUGUGAGGACUGUUGUUUUCACUGAAGCUUCUCCACUGAAAACUGGGGGUCUUCAUUCUGUGAAGGUGUGUGAGACAUCAACAUGCCGGUCCCCCCUCCUCCUCCUCCUCCACCUCCCCCAGGACCCCCUCCACCUCCCCCGCCCAGUGCUGCCCUGCCACAGUGCCCGUUUGAGCCCCCUAAGCUCCAGUGUGGUGCAGGAGGAGGUGGAAGGAAUGCCCUGCUGGCCGACAUCCAAAAAGGAACCAGGCUCAGGAAAGUCACUCAGGUCAACGACCGCAGCGCCCCUGCUGUCGAUAAGCCCAAGGCAAACAGUGGAGAUACAUGUGGAAAUGCUGCUGCCUCUCAGAGCUCAUCGGGUGGGGCAGCUCCCGUGGGGCCCCCUCUGAGUGGCCUGUUUGCUGGAGGGUUUCCCACUCUCAGGCCCAUAGGACAGCGGGACGCAGCAGGGAAGACCUCAGUGUUUCGAUCGAGCUCCUCCGCCUCGCUGAAGCCCCUGUGGAAUCCCCCCGCUGCAGCCGAGUCCAGCGGCGCCCAAGACUAUCACCGGAUAGCCGAGCUCCACCGUCCACUGGCCCCCUCGUCCUCCGCUCCUCCCUCCCCCUCUCACAGCAGCAGGCAGCUCCCUCCCUUCCCCGCUUCGGCUCCGCCCACACCUCCACCUGCUCCCCCCUCCGGUCCGCCCCCACCUCCCCCGCCACAAGCCCUACCUGAGCGACCAGCCGGCAGGCCACCGCCGCUCCCCUCCGGCCCUCCCCCUCCCCCUCCCUCCCAGGUGACCAAGCCCACAUGGCUGCCCAUUCAGCACCCGCACCACACAGCGAUCUCCCACCCCUCAACACCUCCACCUCCACCCCCUCCCCCGGUUUUCCAGCCCCCCUCGGCCUCCCCGGGGGACCGCUCCUCCGGGUGCUUCUACCCGCCGUCCCCGUCUCCUGCCUACUCCGAACCUUCCAGAUUUCCAAUUCUGCGUGACAGCCCACUGGGACCUCCCCCUCCACCCCCUCCUCCCCCGCUCCCAUCUUCCUUUGCACCAAGCUGUCCAUCCAGCCUCCCUCCGCCACCACCCAAGGUGCCCCCCGUGCCCUCGCCAACCAUGCGCUCGCUGCCCCCCUCAUACCCCUGCAACGCCCCCACCCGGCGGCCCCCGGCGGUGCCGAGAAGCGCAGGUGUGGGGCGGCUGGCCCCUCCUCCAGCUCCCCCGGCGCGUUCCCCCAGCACAGAGCUCUCCACUCGCAUUCCUCCCCCUCCACCACCUCCUCCCCUUCCUCCAUACAGUCUCAGGAAUGGACACCUGCACAGCCUGGAUGACUUUGAAUCGAAGUUUCAGUUCCACCCUGUGGAAGACUUACCCCCACCCGAUGAAUUCAAGCCUUUUCCGAGGAUCUACCCCAGCAAGGAGAACAGAGUAAACCCCAAACCACCUGCAAUGAGGAUGCACCUCAGAUGAGAUAAAAUCCCAGGGUUGAGACUUCGAUAACGAAACAACCACGGACUUCAUAAGAUACGCCGUGUUUGAUGCAGUUGUGUGAAUGCAAGUGUCAAACUGGGCCUGAUGGUGCUUUGACCUUUUCUAGUGUGGAAUGUUUUGAAUGUGCAUGAGGAGGAGGCGGGUUCGCCCAACGCUCACUCUGCUCGUACUCACAAACGACACACAGAGCCUUUCACAACCACGUCUUCCAGCUUUAUUCAUUGUGACUGUCAUGCCGUUAACUCCAUCAUUUCAGUGUUGAAAUCUCGUCUGAGGCUUUUGUUGUUUUGCCUUGAUCUGUUCCUCUAUACUGUAGCACUUUUAAGGUCUUUGCUUCACCCAAAAAGCAUCUUAUUCAUAGUGAGAUCAUGUGGAAUUGUUUUUUCAUUCAUAAGAGAAAAAAUUAUUGUGGCCUAAUCUUGAAUAAGAAAAGUGACUUUGACAAGUACAUUAGAAUUUUAGGGAACUAUUCAGGUGAACUUAAACCUCAGGCGCCUGCUUAUCAGUGUGUGUGAGGUACAAUGGUGCCUUUCUCACUUUAAGCUUUUCUUUUAGAAUGAAUUCUUUUGACUUUUUUUUGUGACUCAGUUUUAAUGUUGCCUUUUAUAAUAAAAGAGAUGUAUUUCCUCCUUUCUCUAACAGACUGUUAACACCGAGAAAACAGUUUCACCUACUGGUGUGACCAUCGAAUA